AAGGCGCCGGUGCGCGGCCCGCCCCGGCAGUGCUUCUGCCUGCGACGCUCGUGUGGCGGCCGCGAUGAAGUUCUCGUACCGGUUUUCCAAUUUGCUGGGUACAGUUUAUCGGCGUGGAAAUUUAAAUUUUACACACGAUGGAAAUUCAGUUAUCAGUCCUGUGGGCAACAGAGUCACUGUAUUUGACCUAAAAAACAACAAGUCGGACACACUGCCCCUGGCCACUCAGUACAACAUCAAAUGUGUGGGGCUGUCCCCGGACGGCCGCCUGGCCAUCAUCGUUGAUGAAGGGGGCAGCGCGCUGCUGGUCAGCCUGGUGUGCCGGUCGGUGCUGCACCACUUCCACUUCAAGGGCUCCGUGCACAGCGUCUCCUUCUCCCCCGACGGCAGGAGAUUUGUGGUCACGAAGGGCAACCUUGCUCAGAUGUACCAUGCCCCGGGGAAGAGGCGAGAGUUCAACGCGUUUGUUCUGGACAAAACCUACUUCGGGCCGUAUGACGAGACCACGUGCAUCGACUGGACCGAUGACUCCAGGUGCUUUGUGGUUGGGAGCAAAGACAUGUCCACCUGGGUGUUUGGAGCCGAGCGCUGGGACAACCUCAUCUACUACGCACUGGGGGGACACAAGGACACUAUCGUGGCUUGCUUCUUUGAAUCCAAUAGCCUGGAUGUAUGUCCCUGUGCCCAAGAUCCCCAGCCCACGAGCCCACACAAAGCAGGGAGUCUAGGGAGGUCCCUGGGGCCUGGGGGUGGGCUGUGGGCCACCUCUUCCUGCAUGUCCUGGUGGCUGCUCCCAGGCUGCCUGGGGGUAUCUAGGGACUCAGGGUGGCUGUUGCUAUCCCUUAGAAUCGCUCCUCCCCAGUCCAGAGGGGCCUUCCGUGAAAUGGGUGCCUGGAAGCCCAGCUGCCAGGGGGCUCUGGGUCGUGGCAGCCCGUGGCUGGUGGGGGCCGGGGUGACCGUGUGCCUCCCGUUGCAGCUGUACUCGCUGAGCCAGGACGGAGCCCUGUGUGUGUGGCAGUGCGACACUCCCCCCGAGGGCCUGCGGCUGAAAGCUCCCUCGGGCUGGAAGGCGGACCUGCUUCGGCGGCGGAGGGAGGAAGAGGAGGAGGAGGACAGGGACAGAGAGACCACCGUCUGGGGGAAAGCCACGCUCUCUGAGGAGGAGAAGAAAGGGAAAGUGAAGUACUCACGGCUGGCCAAGUACUUCUUCAACAAGGAAGGGGAUUUUAACAGCCUCACGGCCGCGGCCUAUCACAAGAAGAUUCACCUCUUGGUCACUGGCUUUGCUUCUGGAAUCUUCCAUCUUCAUGAGCUCCCAGAGUUCAACCUCAUCCACUCGCUGAGCAUCUCGGAUCAGAGCAUCUCCUCGAUCGCCAUCAACAGCUCCGGGGACUGGAUCGCCUUUGGCUGCUCAGGCCUGGGCCAGCUGCUGGUGUGGGAGUGGCAGAGCGAGUCCUACGUGCUCAAACAGCAGGGACACUUCAACAGCAUGGUGUCGCUGGCCUACUCCCCCGAUGGGCAGUACAUCGUGACCGGCGGGGACGAUGGCAAGGUCAAGGUGUGGAACACUCUCAGUGGCUUCUGCUUUGUCACUUUCACGGAGCACUCGAGUGGCGUCACCGGCGUGACCUUCACUGCCACUGGCUACGUCAUUGUUACUUCAUCCAUGGACGGGACCGUGCGCGCCUUUGACCUUCACAGGUACCGGAACUUCCGCACCUUCACGUCUCCGCGCCCCACCCAGUUCUCCUGCGUGGCCGUGGACUCGAGUGGGGAGAUCGUCUCUGCUGGGGCCCAGGACUCCUUCGAGAUCUUUGUGUGGUCCAUGCAGACAGGCAGGCUCCUUGACGUUUUGUCUGGCCACGAGGGCCCUGUCAGUGGCCUGUGCUUUAACCCAAUGAAGUCAAUCCUGGCCAGCGCCUCCUGGGACAAGACAGUGCGCCUGUGGGACAUGUUCGACAGCUGGAGGACCAAGGAGACGCUGGCCCUGACCUCUGACGCGCUGGCUGUGAGUUUUCGCCCUGACGGUGCAGAGCUGGCUGUGGCCACGCUGAACUCACAGAUCACCUUCUGGGACCCUGAGAACGCUGUGCAGACGGGCUCCAUCGAGGGCAGGCACGACCUCAAGACAGGCAGGAAGGAGCUGGACAAGGUCACGGCUAAACACUCAGCCAAGGGGAAGGCCUUCACCACCCUGUGCUACUCUGCGGACGGCCAGAGCAUCCUGGCAGGAGGCAUGUCCAAGUUCGUGUGCAUUUAUCACGUCAGGGAGCAGAUUCUCAUGAAGAGGUUUGAGAUCUCUUGCAACCUCUCUCUGGAUGCCAUGGAGGAAUUUUUGAACCGAAGAAAAAUGACAGAGUUCGGCAACCUGGCACUGAUUGAUCAAGAUGCUGGGCAGGAGGAUGGAACCGCGAUACCACUGCCAGGUGUCAAGAAAGGUGACAUGAGUUCUCGGCACUUCAAACCUGAAAUCAGGGUGACUUCCCUCCGCUUCUCUCCCACCGGGCGCUGCUGGGCAGCCACCACCACGGAGGGGCUCCUCAUCUACUCCCUGGACACCCAAAUGCUCUUCGACCCCUUUGAGCUGGACACCAGCAUCACCCCUGGGCGGGUGCGCGAGGCGCUGCGCCAGCAGGAGUUCACCAGGGCCAUCCUCAUGGCCCUCCGUCUCAACGAGGACAAGCUGGUGCAGGAGGCCCUGGAGUCAGUGCCCCGGGGAGAGAUUGAAGUCGUCAGUUCCUCCCUUCCUGAAUUGUAUGUAGAGAAGGUGCUUGAAUUUCUAGCUUCCUCCUUCGAAGUGUCUCACCACGUGGAAUUCUACCUUACAUGGACCCAGAAAUUGCUCAUGUUGCAUGGACAGAAGCUGAAGUCCAGAGCGGGGCAGUUGCUGCCCGUGGUGCAGUUCCUGCAGAAGAGCAUCCAGCAGCACUUGGACAACCUCUCCAAACUCUGUGACUGGAACCGCUACAACAUUCAGUACACUCUGGCAGUUUCCAAGCAACGGGGCAUGAAGCGCUCCUUGGAACUGCCAGGAAGUGAGGAGGAAGCAGAAGCGUCUGAGGACGACAGUCUGUAUCUGCUCGGAGCAGGAGACGGGGACGGACACGAAGGAGAAGGGAUGCUGGGGUAGAGCCGGCCACGGGGGGUUAUUUCAGUGAGGCCCCGCCAAAGAGAUGGAACCAUUGUGCCACCUAGGACAGGAAAUGGGAGGGGAUCCAGAGAACAGCUGACAUGUCAUCAUUGGUGACAGGCUUUUCCUGUAAGAACCAAACAGGCAGCCCGUCGGGACUGUGAGCUGACGGUUGAUGCCCGGGGCCCAGGAGCUGCGCCGUGUGACUAGUGACCAAUGUGGCACCAUCUGCUGUUGAAAACGGCUCUCAGUAAAUAGGUUCACAUAAACUUUGUAGUAAGAGUUAUUUAUAUUUUUAAUAAAAAGUUUUGAUGAAAAACUUA
Lemur catta (Ring-tailed lemur) is the source of this 3453-nucleotide messenger RNA. RefSeq names its product PWP2 small subunit processome component (gene PWP2). The transcript has 20 exons. Gene Ontology annotation, biological process: ribosomal small subunit assembly; maturation of SSU-rRNA from tricistronic rRNA transcript (SSU-rRNA, 5.8S rRNA, LSU-rRNA). The record is from RefSeq and is a predicted model, not a curated record. Gene Ontology annotation, cellular component: small-subunit processome; Pwp2p-containing subcomplex of 90S preribosome. Bases 65 to 3130 code for a protein of 1021 amino acids. NCBI's taxonomy places the organism in Eukaryota, Metazoa, Chordata, Mammalia, Primates, Lemuridae. Gene Ontology annotation, molecular function: protein binding.